This is a messenger RNA of Trichophyton verrucosum HKI 0517, 576 nucleotides long. RefSeq lists its product as uncharacterized. The transcript is spliced from 2 exons. Gene Ontology annotation, biological process: phospholipid transport. The coding region runs from base 1 to 576 and encodes 191 amino acids. The record is from RefSeq and is a predicted model, not a curated record. NCBI's taxonomy places the organism in Eukaryota, Fungi, Ascomycota, Eurotiomycetes, Onygenales, Arthrodermataceae. Gene Ontology annotation, cellular component: mitochondrial intermembrane space. Gene Ontology annotation, molecular function: phosphatidic acid transfer activity.
AUGAAGGUCUUCGAGUCCACAUGCACCUUUGACUACUCCUGGGACGAGGUUUCCACGGCCAACUGGCGUAAAUAUUGUCCCUGGAACGAGAAGUCCACCCAUGUCGUCGCGGUGGACGUGCUCUCCCACGAUAUCAACCCAGAGUCAGGCAUACUACGAACUGAGCGUCUGAUAACAUGCAACCAAUCAGCCCCUCAAUGGAUUCUUAAACUGUUUGGAGGCAGCUCGACAUCCCAUGUCUACGAGGUAUCCUACGUUGAUCCACGGUCGAAGAAAGUCACCAUGUGCUCUACGAAUCUAUCAUGGGCCAACGUCCUUAAGGUACGAGAGGUUGUUACCUAUCAACCAUCAAGCUCGAUGCCCGGCAGCAAAACGGACUUUAGGCAGGAGGCCCAAAUUACUGCCAUGUGCAGCGGCUGGCAGAAGAUCAAGAACAAAAUCGAGGACGUGAGCGUGGAGACUUUCAGCCAGAACGCGAAGAAGGGCCGCGAAGGCUUCGAGUCUGUCCUUGAAAUGAGCCGGCGAGUUUUCUUGGAACACAAGAAAGAAAUGGAGGCCCAGCGCGCACACCAAUAG